CGUCGGACCCCGAAGCGUCCACCGAAGACGAUGAAACAAAGGACGGUGCCGUACCCAAGAACUGCAUGCAUCGUCCACGCAAUGGUCAGAGGAGAGUCGUCAACCUCAGCGAGUACGAGGUGACGGCCGGGUUGUUCAUGGCACCGAAGGACAUAGAUUUUAAAGAAGCUGCAGAGGCUGUCGGGGAGGUCUCCAACAAGUAUAACAAGGAGGAUCGAGACAUUCAGGCCUCAACUCCAAACGUUGCACCACAGAGUUUGGCCAGUAAAGAAAUUGAAGAAACGAAAGAAUGCGGUCACUCUGACCAGCAAAUGAUCGUAC
Messenger RNA from Lymnaea stagnalis (great pond snail), 321 nucleotides. NCBI's taxonomy places the organism in Eukaryota, Metazoa, Mollusca, Gastropoda, Lymnaeidae. The record is from the annotation of a GenBank genome assembly.